UAAAGAAUUGGUAGUAGGAUAAAGAGUUACAACUCUUACAGAAAAUAUAAAUUAUUUUAUAGAGACAACUGUAAGAACCAAACAAACAGAGACGACCACCACUCUUACAAGCACUACCCUGUCUAAAAAUCAUGGUAAGUUUUUUUUUUUUUAAAUGAGAGUUAAAUGUAAAAAUGGGUGGACACAAAGAAAAUAAUCUGAAAAUUGAUUGAACCUUUUUUUAAAAAAGGGUUAUGGAUUAUUUAUUAUAGGAACGACUAUAAAGGAUCUAAAAGAGAAGUUUCUGAAGGCAAUGAAUUCAGCGGAGGAAACUGAAUCUCUUACGGACAUGGCCUUAGGAUUUUUAAUGUGGGCGAUUAUGGCAUCGGUUGCCGCAUUCUUGGUAUUACUCAAGAAAUGGUUUCUCAAAAAAUGCUGCGGGGAAGAGCCAUCAACAAAUAACCAGCCAACACAGCAGCCCACUUUGAACCCGGCCUUCUCCCCAGGACAGCUGAACGUGAUACCACUGAUGGUGAUGCACACACCACCAUCUUCCACCAUCAGUGGUUCACCGUCUAGUACUAGUGUCGCCACUACGCCAGAGAUUAACCGGGAGGAGGAGGAGGAGGAAGAGGAAGAGCCAGUAGGGCACAGAACCAGACUGUUCUGUGCCCGAAGACUAAACUGGUCUAAAACCAGUGUAGUUUAGUUUUAAUUUUGAUCAAGUGUUGUUAGAUUAGAUGAAUUAGAUAUGCAAAGGAAAGUAACUAUAGA
Magallana angulata is the source of this 753-nucleotide messenger RNA. RefSeq lists its product as uncharacterized. The record is from RefSeq and is a predicted model, not a curated record. The transcript is spliced from 2 exons. NCBI's taxonomy places the organism in Eukaryota, Metazoa, Mollusca, Bivalvia, Ostreida, Ostreidae. Bases 293 to 688 code for a protein of 131 amino acids.